Messenger RNA from Polistes dominula (European paper wasp), 4503 nucleotides. RefSeq names its product Bloom syndrome helicase (gene Blm). The record is from RefSeq and is a predicted model, not a curated record. Gene Ontology annotation, biological process: DNA replication; double-strand break repair via homologous recombination. Gene Ontology annotation, cellular component: cytoplasm; chromosome; nucleus. Gene Ontology annotation, molecular function: nucleic acid binding; ATP binding; 3'-5' DNA helicase activity. Lineage: Eukaryota; Metazoa; Arthropoda; Insecta; Hymenoptera; Vespidae.
AACUUUUAUAUAUCGAUAUUAACUGCAAUUCCCUUCUAACUUCAUAGUCAAUGUUUCAAGUUUUGAAUAAAGUACAGAAGCAACUUGUUAAUUUAUUAAGUUACUUAUGUUAGUGACAUACACAUGGUUUUUCAUUAUCUUGUUCCCGCCUAAACUAAAAAUUUAGUUAAUUACAUAUAUGAACGGUUUAUAAAAGAACAAUAAAUUAUCAAAAUGUUAAGAAAGCUCGCAUUAAAAGAAACUUCAGGAGUUCCAAAAUUGACAACAUUUUUUAAGCGAUUGGAGAACAAAGAUAAUAUAACCUCUAGUACACCAACUGAAAAAAAAGUUUCAAAAAGUUUGGACGAAAAGCAUGAAAGUUUUAUUGAUUUGGAUGAUGAUAGCAGUGAUUUUAUUACUGAGAAUAUGAAAAAGGAAUUUAAAGUGACAGAUAGUAUUAUAAGCAUUGAUAGUUCAAAUGAUUUACAAGAUCAAAAUACAUGUGAAGCAAAAUCCCAAGAAAGUAGUUCUUCAAAUGUAUGUUAUGUGGAAGAUUCUGUUGAAGCAAAAGAAAAAUUGAAAAAUAUUCAAAACGCAGUGUCUCCUGAUGAAAAAACUACAUGUAGAAAAAACAUUUUCUUUGAUCGAUUUUCAGAUAGUGAGGACGAAUCUAUAAAAUUUAAAACAUGUUUACGAUUAAAUAAUGGGCUCAAGAAAAUAGAAGAUAAAGGAAAUAGCCCAAAAAUGUCCAAAGUGAUUUUGAAUCCCAGUGAUUUCACUGCUUCACCAUUUGCUGUUCAUAACAAGUCUUCUGUAAUAUCACCUGAAAUGACUAAACAAAAUUCAUUUGACAUUAAAGGCCAUAAUAACAAAAAUAUCAUCAUAUCUGAUUCCGACAAUGAGAAUUCUGAUUCCAAAGAUACUGUUGAAAAAUCUCCAAAAAAGAAAUGGAUAGGUCCUGACUAUAAAUUAAAUCUGAAGCCUUUAGGUAUGGAUAAACAAUUAAUUUCUUGGAUUCAAUCAGUAAAAGAACAACCAGUUAUGUCAGCUUCGCUUAGAACCGAAGAUGAUUUAGAAGAUAAACAUCAAACUUUACAGGACCUUCAAAUAAUUAUUCUAGAAAAAUUUUUUCUAGCUAUGGAUCAAAUUCCAAUGCCUAUAUUAGAAAAAUUUCCUAAAUUUAAUGUAGACGCAUUUCAAAAACUAAAAGCUUUAAAUCAGCAUGUUAAAGCUAAAUUACGUUUGGUGAAAAAAAGACUAGAGAAUAAGCAGAAGAUAGAGAAAGAAUUAAAAUCCACAAUUGAAAAUGAACCCUUACAAGAAUUAGAAAGUCAUAGUCCUGUUUUUAAAAAAUAUAAUAUAUACAGAAGUAGUCCAAUAAAUUCAAAAAAUUCAAAGGAUAGUUUUAAUCUCAGUUUUAACUCUUCUAGCAAAGAAUUAGUAAGUCCUAAUGAAACUUCAGAUGCAUCAUUAUCAAACAUUACGAAACCUAUAAAUUCAUGGCAAAAAGGUGAUAAUGAAAAACUGAGUAUGGCAACCACUGUCAACGCUAACUCACCUAUAGUAAGUACAAGUGCAAAUGCAAGCGUAAGUGCAAGUGUAAGUACAAGUACAGCUCCGAUAAAAAAAAGUACUUUUCAAUUAAAAAGACCUGUCAGAGCUACAGUGUGUACAGAAGUUACUAAAAAGAUAGGCGAAUUAUGGGAAAAAGAGCAACAACAAACAAGACUGUUACAAAUGACAUCAGAUACGAAAUACGAUGCAAGUAAUAAUAGCUUUAAGUCAGAACAAAAUGAACUUGCAUGUCAAAAUAAACAUUUUGAUUAUGAUAAUUCUAAACAAAAAGAAUUUGAAAGGAAUAUACAACCUAUGUUUAAUCAGAAGGAUGAUUGGAUCAAUAAUAGCAAAAAUUUUGAUGAUGAUUUAAUAAUACAUGAAAAAAGGAAUACCAUUGAAACAUUUAAACAAGAACAUAAGAUCUCUAAAAAUGAUAGUUCUAAUUUAGAAUUAAGUUUACAUAUAAAUGAUUCAGGAAUAAUUGGUCAAGAAGAAAAGGAUAUUACUACGAAUAAUAAAGUGAAUAUAACUUUAAAUACAUCUGUUUCUGAUGGAAUUUUUACUGGAAAUUAUAAAAAUGAUGGUAUUAGUGGAGAAUUUGAUGGUUUGAAUUACCCUCAUUCUCGUGAAAUGUUAAAAAUUUUUAGGCAAAAAUUUGGUUUAUAUUCUUUUAGACCAAAUCAAUUGCAAGCAAUUAAUGCAGCAGUUCUUGGAUUUGAUUGUUUUGUUUUGAUGCCUACAGGCGGUGGGAAAUCACUUUGUUAUCAAAUGCCAGCUCUUCUUCUACCGGGAAUUACAAUAGUUAUUUCUCCAUUAAAAAGUCUUAUUCUUGAUCAAGUUCAGAAACUGACUUCGCUUGAUAUUCCUGCGGCACAUAUGUCUGGCAAUAUAACUGAAAGUCAAGCAUCCGGAAUAUACAGAGAACUGUCUAAGAAAGAUCCAGGAUUAAAAUUAUUAUAUGUAACACCUGAGAAAAUAUCUGCUUCUCAAAAAUUGAACAGUAUUUUAACAACUCUUUAUCAAAGAAAUUUAUUGGCACGAUUUGUUAUUGAUGAAGCACAUUGUGUAAGUCAGUGGGGUCAUGAUUUUCGACCAGAUUAUAAAAGAUUAAAAUGUCUGAGAGAUAAUUAUCCCACAGUAUCAACGAUUGCUUUAACAGCUACUGCAACUCCAAGAGUUAGAACUGACAUACUGUAUCAAUUGGGUAUGACAAAACCAAAAUGGUUUAUGUCAAGCUUCAAUAGACCGAAUUUGCGUUAUAGUAUAAUUGCAAAGAAAGGCAAAAAUUGUUCUGAUGAAGUUAUUGCUAUGAUAAAAACCAAAUGUAAAAAUCAAUGCGGUAUUGUUUAUUGCUUAUCACGUAAAGAUUGUGACGAUUACGCCUUACAAAUGAGGAAAAAUAAUAUUAAAGCUCAAAGUUAUCAUGCUGGAUUGACAGAUAAUCAAAGAAGUGAUGUUCAAGGACGUUGGAUUUCAGAAGAAAUUAGGGUUGUUUGUGCAACUAUAGCAUUUGGUAUGGGUAUUGAUAAACCUAAUGUACGUUUCGUAAUACAUGCUGCUUUACCAAAGUCUAUAGAAGGAUAUUAUCAGGAAAGUGGACGCGCAGGUCGUGACGGAGAUAAUGCCGAAUGUAUAUUAUUUUAUAAUUAUGCCGAUAUGCAUAGAAUUAGAAAAAUGAUUGAAAUGGAUAAUUCAAGUCCAGAUGUUAUAAAAACUCAUAUGGAUAAUUUAUAUAAGAUGGUAUCCUUUUGUGAAAAUAAAACCGAUUGUCGCAGAGCAUUACAACUUAACUAUUUUGGUGAAAUAUUUAAUCGAGAACUAUGUAUUGCAAAUAAAUCAACUGCUUGUGAUAAUUGCAGGUGUAAGUCAGAGUUUACUAUGUUGGAUGCAACAGAUAGUGCACGAGAAAUUAUGAAAGCAGUACGAGAAAUUAAUCAGAAAAGGAAUUCCAAAUUAACUUUGGUAUUUUUAACAGAUAUUUUUAAGGGAAGCGAUCUUAAAAAAAUUCGAGAAUCAGGUCUAACGAGUCAUCCAUUAUAUGGCCAAGGUAAAUCAUGGAAUAGAGGUGAUAUAGAACGUCUUUUACAUGAAAUGGUACUUAAAGAAUAUUUACGGGAAGAAAUGUAUAUAAAUAACGAAAUCGCUUGUGCUUAUUUAAAACUUGGUCAUAAAGCGGCAGAAUUAAUGACCAACAAAUCAACGAAGGUGGUUAUUCCAGUACGUGCUGCAAAGAGUAGCUCGAAUGCAGUAGCAGUUGUUUCUACGGUUACAACUAAAGCUAAUAAAGCUCUACAAGAAUUGCAAGAACGUUGCUAUACAGAAUUAAUAGGAAUUAUUAGAGGAAUAGCGGGUGCACUAGAUGUAUCUGCAUCGUCUAUCAUGAAUAUGAUUGCUAUCAGAGCAAUGAGCCAGCAGUUACCUGAUAAUGAAGAAGCCAUGUUACAAAUUCCCCAUGUCACAAAAGCAAAUUUUGACAAGUAUGGCAAAGCUUUAUUAGAUAUUACACAAAAAUAUGCAGCUGAAAAAUAUGUUUUAUUGAAUGAAACUGAUGAGAAUUCAACUGAUGGUAAUGAUGAGGAUGCAAAUUCAUGGAACACUGGUGAAGGUUCUUCUUACUCUAAUAGUACAAGAGAUAGAUAUGCAAAUGCGCAAGGAAGAAAGCGUAAAGGCAAAACAAGUUAUCGUUCUAGUUCCAAGAAAGCUAGAUAUACAAGUUCAAGUUCUACCACACAAAGAGGAAAAGCGGCUCCGAAACGUAAAGCUGCAGCAACGAAGACUGUAGGACUUGUAAGUUUAUCUAAUAGCAAGAAGAAAUAAUCUCUUAUUAUCAAAAACAACAGUAACAGUAUUAUUUUUAUAAAUCAUGUAUUUAAUUAUCUAUAUAUAAACCUUUGUAUUUGUAAGAUAUCGAAUGACUAUUUUGUAUAAAUAUUAUGAUACAAUGUAUCAGCAUUUUUGAAAUUGGCG